Messenger RNA from Anoplophora glabripennis (Asian longhorned beetle), 1502 nucleotides. RefSeq names its product chaoptin-like. Lineage: Eukaryota; Metazoa; Arthropoda; Insecta; Coleoptera; Cerambycidae. The record is from RefSeq and is a predicted model, not a curated record. The transcript has a single exon. Gene Ontology annotation, molecular function: protein binding. Bases 260 to 1198 code for a protein of 312 amino acids.
ACUGUUCGUUGUAAUUCUAUUAAUUAGCAGUGCUUUGCAAUCGAAUGGGUCAAAGGGUCAGUGUGAAGUUGACAGCUUAAGUGAUUAUUUAAAUGAUUAUCUUUCAUUACCUUACGCAUGUGAUGAAAUAUAUAUCAAUAACAGAACGGAAGUACUAACAUCGAAUAAGCUAAAAAAAGCAACAACCCAGAUAAACAGUAUCAAGAUAAUAGGAGGAAUAUCGGGCAUACAGAAAAACUGUUUCAGAUACAACAGUGGCAUGACUAAUAUUACAAUAGCGGGCAACAACUUGCCAACAUUUUCCAGUUCUACUUUCUCGGGUCUUUCUUUAAUGGAACUAAACCUAACGAGGAACAACAUUUUGGAUCUUGGAUUGAACCCUUUUGGCGACUCUGCUAUAAAAAUACUGGAUUUGAGCUACAAUAAAAUAAGUACUUUACUGAAAUCCUCUUUCUCCUCUCAGCUUCUGGACAUUAGAAUCUCCUGGAAUAGGCUCAGUUAUAUCGAGUCCGAAUGUUUUAACAGUGACCUGCAAUUUUUAAACUUGAAAUACAAUUCGUUAUAUUAUAUAAAUCGAAACCAUUUCAGUAAUUUGAGGAGCUUAAGAGAGUUAUACCUUGGCAACAACCGGUUGACUGAUGUUGACUUGACCGAUAAUAACUUAAGCAAGCUAGAAAAGCUGGAUUUAUCUUACAAUAGAAUUAAAAACCUCCAUCGUCUUACUUUCAGUUCGUUGUCAAAUUUGAAAUACCUAAAUGUUACCAGUAACCAGAUCAAGUGGAUAUCGUCCAUUACUGUACAAAUUCUUACCAAUCUGAAAAUAUUAGACAUAAGCCUGAAUUACUUUACCAGUUUUCCAUACAGCAGUCUAUCGCACUCCAUCGAAUCCUUUAAUGCCUUUGGAAAUCCAUGGAAUUGCAUAUGUUUUUUACAUAUGGAAAAAUAUUUGGUUUAUAACAAGGUAAUUUUUAAUUGCGGGACGGUAUCGAGUCAUGUGCCGUUUUGUAUAUCGUACGGAGGAAGAUGUGAUAACAAGGCAAAUGACACGCUAGUUGCAGCGUUCACGGAAAUUAUUUCUUCAAAAUUAACACCGUACUGUAUUGGACUGACUCCACCCAGAGGAGAAAUUGGACCAAUCUAUCCAAUGGUGAGACACAGGCCUUUUUUGGCACCUAUUAGAAAACACCAGUUCAAGUAGAAAUUUCUAAUUUCUAAUUUAUAUUAUUGAUUUCUCUGAAAAUCCAGUAUCUUCGCCAUCUUUAUUUAGUUACAUCGCCAGCUCACGCUUCAUUAAUCUAAGUCAGAUAUUUUUCGAGAUAUUAAUGUAUUUGUGAUGUUUUUGAAACGUUUAAAACACCUCGUAAUUUGCAAAUGAAGCAACUGUAGACUAAUAUAUAUUUGGCAUUUUUAUUAUAUUUUGGCCUCAAGAUUAUUUAAUAGCAUUAAUAUUUCGUACUCCUUCAUUUAAAUACACCCUGUAUACAGGACUUACUAGACUAGCA